This is a messenger RNA of Macrobrachium nipponense, 3823 nucleotides long. RefSeq names its product exocyst complex component 3-like. Gene Ontology annotation, molecular function: SNARE binding. Bases 146 to 2386 code for a protein of 746 amino acids. The record is from RefSeq and is a predicted model, not a curated record. The transcript is spliced from 16 exons. NCBI's taxonomy places the organism in Eukaryota, Metazoa, Arthropoda, Malacostraca, Decapoda, Palaemonidae. Gene Ontology annotation, cellular component: exocyst. Gene Ontology annotation, biological process: exocyst localization; exocytosis.
GUCAGAAGUAGGUACCUAUAUCGUGAUAAGUAUAGCAGUAAUCAUGUGCUUAUUACCGUAGGCUUAGGCUGCGAAUAACAAUUCAUACUUCUGUACAGAAGAUUUAAGAUUAAUUACUUUAUCCUGCAGAACAUCUGAAAAAAAGAUGGAUGUGGGAGAAGCAGAAUCGGAGGCAGUUGCCCGUGCAACACUGCUGGUUGCAAAUAUGCUCCAACGACCUGAUCAGUUACAGAAAGUGGAUCAGUACAGAAGAAGAGUUCAGCGCAAAAAGGCAUCAGUAGAAGCAAUGCUCAAGACUGCCAUGCAGAGUCAGCUUGAUGGUGUGCGUACUGGUUUGAGUCAACUGCAGGCAGCGCUAGUGGAUCUGAAGGAGAUAAAAUCAGGAUUAACAGAGAUGGAGACAAGCUUAGUGAGAGUUCCAGAAUUAAGUGAGCAGCUGUAUGAAUGCCGGGAGGAGUAUGUUCGUCAUUCCCAGUAUGCUGCUGCGAUGGAAAAUUUAAAGCAUAUUUUUACAGUUCCAGAGUCUGUUGAUAAGACACGGAAGUGGAUUGCGGAAGGAAAGUUAUUAUAUGCCCAUCAGUGCUUGAUGGAUCUUGAAAACAGCAGAGAUGAUCUUCUUUUUGAACUUCAUAAAUUACCACACCAGAAUCCUAAUGACACAAGAAUGCUUAAAGAAUAUUUUGCUGAUGUUCAGAAUUUGUCUGAAGAUCUAGGGAAGCAAGUUUGGAUUAUCUUGCAACGAACUCUUAACACUGUAAGGAAAGAACCAACACAGAUUGUAACAGCACUAAGGAUUGUUGAGCGUGAGGAACGUGCAGACCAGUUUGCCCUACAGAGACAAAAAGGGUCUGGUUUCUUACCUCCUGGACGUCCAAAGAAAUGGCGGGAGAAGUCUCUAAGUGUAUUAGAGGGAGCUGUUGCCCAGCGAAUUGAAGGCAACCAGUUUGAAGAUAGAGAAGGUAGUAAGAAUUGGCUUAUCAAACAUUUAGAGGUCAUCCGGUUGCUUUUGCUUGAAGACAUGAAAGUCAUUAGGUCUUUGUGUGUGCCUUGCUUUCCUCCUCAUUAUGAUAUCACAAACCGCUAUGUACAGAUGUAUCACAAAAGUUUGGCAGCACAUCUCAUAGAAUUGGUUGAUGGUGGUUUAGAAGACAAUGAAUAUGUCUCACUACUAUCCUGGGUUCUAAAUGUGUAUGGAGGCAAAGAGCUGAUGGGGCAUCCUACGCUCAAUAUAAAUGUUGCUAAACUUGGACCUUUGCUGGACAACAAGGUCUUAGAUGAUCUUAUAUCCAAAUACCUUCAGAAUGUCAACACAAACUAUGACUCUUGGAUGGCAAGAGCACUUGAACUGGAGGAAAAAGAAUGGUACAGAUCUGAACCUCCUCAGCAAGACUCAGAUUCUCACUAUAAAACAGAAUUGCCACAACUUAUACAUGAUAUGGUUAAACAGAAUCUGGAUGUAGCAGCAACAAUCAGUUCUGAAGUGCAAGUUCAAGUCCUGAUAUCCAGCUUGGCUCAGGUUCGUCUUUUUGCUUCAAAGUAUGGAACAGCUGUUACUCGAUACAAGGAAACAUAUUAUAGCGACAGAUCACAGAUUCAGUAUUUUACAACGUACAUAAUUGCUUUAGCUAACAGCUGUCAGGCAAUAGUAGAUGUUGUAGUCACUGUAAAAUCACAGUUUUGGAAGCCAGGUGGAUCCCAGCAGAAUGAUGGAAAGAUUGCUACAGAGUUUGAUGCACUUCUUACCGUUUAUCAGAGGUUACGAGAUUUGAUGUGCGACUAUUUAUUGGAAGAAGCCUUGGUUGACUUGCAAGAACAGUUUACAGCACUGCUGACUCCUCGUUGGCUGAAUAAUACAGAACCCAUGGACACAAUUUGCCUCACACUCUCUGACUACUUCACCGAUUAUUCCCACCUUCACCAGAAGAACUUUGAUCAUGUAGUACAGCUCUCACUGAAUACUGUAGCUGUGCGAUACACUACAGCAAUUCUGCAGAAAAGACUCAACCUCAAAACCCAGGAAGAUAGAAAAAUGGUUGCCGAGCGGAUAAUUGUUGAGACAGCAAAACUUUCCAAUGUAUUUGAACAAGUUGCACCAGACCUAGUUAAGUUUGAUUCACCUUGUGAGGUCAUGAAAGGAUUAGCUGAAGUAAUCAAGGUUUCGGAUGUUGAAUUCUUAGGUUUGGAGCUCCACAGGUUAUUGCGCAGGUACCCUGACAUGACAAGUGACCACUUAACUGCACUACUUUUGUUGAGAGGGGACUUGGGUCGACUGGAAGUUCGGCAGCGAGUGGCAGAAAUUAUGGAAGAAAUGAGAACCCAAAGAACUGGACCCUCCCAUAAAAGCAUUUUUUCUCACAUACAUAUAUCAACAUCAUUGUUUACUUAAAGUUAACAUAAUUUUAAUUAGGCUUUUCUUUGAGUUUCAUAUUACUGAUAAAAUUAGCAUAAUCAGUUGUAAUAAAUUGCAUUCACAGGAUUGAUUAGUUUGUAAAUGUGACAGGACUAACUAGGACAUUUAACCAAUUCUGUUAUUCACUCAUUUCAAAGAAAAUUCAGUAAAUCCAUUCCUAUUAUGCUGAACUAAGAGCUGAAUAUGCUGGCUUAUAAGAUAUACUAUAUAUUUUUGCAUAUAAGACGGCCUUUAGAUAAGACAAGGCCAAAAAUCAUUGCAAAUUUCCAUGAGUUUAUCUCAUACCUGUAGUAUAGGACGACUUCUAAAUUAGAAAACGAUUAUUUGCAAAAAUUAAACAGUACAACUAUAUUAAUAAUAAUGAUGACUUAAAUAAAGGUUGUUUUGCUUGUAUUACUAUUAUCAUAUCACUGUUGUAUUACAGCAUAUAAAUAUCGUUAUGGACAUCAUUUGCAUUUGAUAUUGUUUACAUUCUCAAAAUCUCACCUGAUUUGAAUAUUAUCAAUAUCUUCAUUGCCAUUAUUUGUUAGAAGAGAUAUAAUUCGGAGAUACCUUAUUAUCACAAAUUAACGAAGUUUGGUUGAAAACUUGCACAUAUUACUGUACUUUACUCCAUUGUAUAAGCAUUAAGUAGAUGUGAUUUCUCCAGUUCCAAACAUCACUGCCGUCUGGCGGUUAUCCGUUUUAUUCAGCCUCAGCUAUAACCUGCAGCUUUAUCUCAGCUAUAACCUGCAGCUUUAACUUACAAGGGAGGAACAAAAUGUAUUUUAUUUUUACUAAUGGAAGCCACCAUUGUCUAUAUGUUUUUCAUACAGAAGGUCGCGAUAAAGGGAAACCAUCGUUUGGUUUACAUUUCAUCGCCAUUCUCAAACAACCGCUGAUAACAAUACAAUAAUGAACGAUAAUUAUCGUACACAAUUACCAUUCAUAUGACUGAAUUGUUCGAAACAGUUACAAACAGCUUUACGUGCUUCCUCACUUGAUGUUUGCUGUUUUGUUAUACACGUAUAAGCAUGGGGAAAAAUGAAAAUAAAAAGUGUCAUGAAAAUAUGAUUUGUACGAUAUCAACGAUGAAGCCGAAGUCGUCGUCGACUUGCCAGAACCAAACUGGAAUCCCUGUGAUGGUGGCACAUGUGACCAAUCGUGUGAUGUGUAUGAGAAACUUUUAAUGAAAAAUGAAUAUAAUGUUAUCCUAAAUGUUAUUACCACUGUAAUGACACCACCAUUGAAAUUUCUAAAAGACGAAGGUUGCUCUGACCCAACUGUAACUCGAUGUUUACAUUUUCUCAACUGGGAUAACAUAGGGCUAGAUAAAAGUCUGUUUCAUUAUAAAAGUCUGUUUCAUUGAUUUCGAAUUAUUCCUCAAAUAGGCUAUUUGUUAUGAAGAUAUACCAAUAAUAUGUUAGGUAAAAA